Messenger RNA from Onychostruthus taczanowskii (white-rumped snowfinch), 5071 nucleotides. It is a transcript of the gene MAPT, whose product is annotated as microtubule associated protein tau. Gene Ontology annotation, molecular function: microtubule binding. Gene Ontology annotation, cellular component: neuron projection. The transcript has 16 exons. Bases 65 to 2431 code for a protein of 788 amino acids. Lineage: Eukaryota; Metazoa; Chordata; Aves; Passeriformes; Passeridae. Gene Ontology annotation, biological process: microtubule cytoskeleton organization; neuron projection development. The record is from RefSeq and is a predicted model, not a curated record.
ACCUGCGGUCGCUCUGGAAAGGUACCUUUGCUGAGAGGUGGCAGAGCAGCCUCAGGACACCACCAUGAUGGAGGAUCACGCACCUGGCCAGGAAAAACACUUCUCAUCAGGCUAUCCCCUUCAGAUUCCAGUCGAUGAUGGAUCGGAUGAGCCUGUUUCUGAAACAUCUGACGCUAAGAGCACCCCAACUACGGAAGAUGCCACAGCACCUUUAGUGGAGGAAGGAGACCACGAGGAUCAGGGUGGUGUGGAGCAGCACGGGGAGAUCCCAGAAGGAACCACAGCUGAAGAGGCGGGCGUAGGAGCCACUCCCAACCUGGAGGACCAUGCUGCAGGAGAUGCCACUCAAGGCGAGCCGAGCUCUCCGAAGCUCCAGCCUGGCCCUCAGGAGCGUGUGGGAGAGGCAGUAAAAAUUGCCAGCCAGCCCCCAGAGCAGGGGCUGGGGCCUCAGCAGCCACCUCUGUCCCGUGAAACCAAGGCUCCAGCAGCAGCUCCCACCAGGAUCGAGGUCACCAUCCCAAUCCCCCUGGAGAUGUACCAAGGCUCCGGAGGCGGCAGGGAGCCAUGGCACCAGGCGGGCAGAGGAGGCAUCAGUGCAGAGCCAGAGCUGGGCCUGGCAGCAGCAGGAGGCACAGCUGACCACAUAGAUGGACCAUCAUCUCCUUUGUGUGCCAGAGCCACGAGCAAGGAAGGCUCUGGGGAUGAGGGCCGGGAUGUUGAUAGAACUCCUGAGCAGGCCUUGCCUUCCCUCGUGGAUCAGCGCGCUUCUGUGGGGCCUGAAAAGGGCUCGUGUCCAGCAGCUGCCCAGGAGACUCCUGAAGAAUAUGAUGGAGAAAACAAGUCCAAAGGUGUUCUCAGAGACACCCCAGGAGAGGCACUUCUGGUGGAAGCUGAGUCACACAAAGCAGGAGAGGACCAAGAGGAGAAGCGAGAGCUGCCGGGGGGAGAAGGAGGCCCAGACACCACCCCGUCAGAGCCUUCUGCAAGUGUCCCCCAAAAAGAGGCUGAGCCUGGGCAGGGAGAAAAUUCUGAGCCCGUGCAAGAAGCAGCCAGACUCCCUGCAGAGGCAGAAGAUGGUGUAAAGGAUGAAGAUGCUGCUCUGGGAGAGGCUGUGCUGGCGGCAGGGGCCCGCCGGCCCAGGAGGAAGCCGGCUGGGCUGGCUGCAGACAAGGCCACUCGUGUCCCUCAGCUCAAAGGUCGUGUUGACAAGGAAGGGACUGAAGCUGAUGAAAAGAAACCCAAGAAAUCCUCACCUUGCCCUGCCAAACCCCCUGGCUCCGUGCCCCCCCCGGGGCACGCAGCCCCCUGCAGCCCUGCCAGUGCCUCCAAACGAGCCUGUCCUGCCACCCCCCGGCCUGCCAGCUCAGGAGUGCAGGAAACAGCAGCCAAGGGCCCCGAGGCGAGGGGUGGCUCCAAGACGGGCGCGGCGCGCGCGGGGCAGGCGCAGAGGAACUCCACCAACGCCACCCGCAUCCCUGCCAAGACCCCCACGACCCCCAAGACCCCUCCCAGCUCCGGCAGAAAGGAGCAGAAAAAGCCACCUCCUGCAGCAGCAAAGACUGAGAAAGGUGAGCAGCCCAAGUCCGGAGACAGAAGCGGUUACAGCAGCCCCGGCUCCCCCGGGACUCCGGGCAGCCGUUCCCGCACCCCCUCUCUGCCCACCCCACCAGCCAGGGAGCCCAAGAAGGUGGCAGUGGUUCGCACCCCCCCGAAAUCUCCCGCCUCCGCCAAGACCCGCGUGCAGCCGGCGGCCGCGCCCAUGCCCGACCUGAAGAACGUCAAAUCCAAAAUCGGCUCCACCGACAACCUGAAGCACCAGCCCGGAGGUGGCAAGGUGCAGAUAAUUAAUAAGAAGCUGGACUUUAGCAGCGUUCAAUCCAAGUGUGGCUCAAAGGAUAAUAUCAAACACAUCCCGGGCGGAGGCAGUGUGCAGAUAAUUAAUAAGAAGCUGGACUUUAGCAGCGUUCAAUCCAAGUGUGGCUCAAAGGAUAAUAUCAAACACAUCCCGGGCGGAGGCAGUGUGCAAAUCGUUUACAAGCCAGUCGACCUGAGCCAUGUGACAUCCAAAUGUGGUUCCCUGGGCAACAUCCAUCACAAACCAGGUGGUGGCCAGGUGGAGGUGAAAUCUGAGAAACUGGACUUCAAAGAUAAGGUGCAGUCGAAAAUCGGGUCCCUAGAUAACAUCAGCCACGUCCCUGGAGGAGGCAAUAAAAAGAUUGAGACUCACAAGCUGACCUUCCGCGAGAACGCCAAAGCCAAGACCGACCACGGCGCCGAAAUCGUCUACAAGUCCCCCACCAUCUCCGGAGAUGCCUCCCCGCGCCGCCUUAGCAACGUCUCCUCCACCGGCAGCAUCAACCUGGUGGACUCCCCCCAGCUGGCCACGCUAGCCGACGAGGUGUCCGCCUCGCUGGCCAAGCAGGGCUUGUGAUCGCGGCGCGGCGGCCACCAGGAGAGAAGACAAGGAAAGGAAACGACAAAGAAAAGAAAGAAAAAUAAUAAUCUGGCCUUCUUCCUCUGUUCCUUUUACAGCUGCUUCCCCGUCCCUAACUGGUUAAUGAUUUAACCUGCUUUUACUGUUCAUUCAGCUCUAGCUCCAGGACUUCAAAAUCAGUGACACUAUGAGGUACAAAACCUCCUCUCCCCCUGCUCCUCGGAGCGCACAGCCUGUCCCGUCCCCGCGCUCCCCCUCGCUGUCCCAGCCCUGCCCGGGGCGAGGCGGGGAGGGGGCCCGAGGGGCGGCCACAGCACGACGCUGACCCGUGCACCCCGCACCAGCACAGGGCAGCGGGUGGCCCUCCCGGGAAGGGGCUGUGACCUCGCCCAGCUCGUGUCCUGCCGCUGGCCGGGCUGGGUGCGCAGCCAGGGCUGCGGGGAGGUGCCCUCCCCUCCAUCCCUCCCUCCCUCCUUCCCCGCGUUAAAUUUGCCUGCUGAUUUGGAAGAAACUUUUUUUUUUGUUUUUAUUUCCGAAAGCCGAGAUGUGUAUGAAGAUAACGGCCAGGUACCCCCUAACCCGCUCUCAGCUCCGGCAGCUGGAGUUCUGGCGACGCCGGGUGCCCGCUCCGAGGGGCCCCGGACGGGCCGUUCCCCUCUCCGUGGCUGUGCUGGAACCGCUGAGUGGAUGAGUAGAGGCUUUUCCCCAUUCCUUUGGCAGCCCCUCGUGUCGUAGAGUAGAUUUGUCUGUAUAUGCUUGGACCGUGCCAGGGUGAUUGUUUUCAUAAACGAGCAUGUGUUUAAAAAAAAAAAUAAAUAAAUGCUGUAAGUAGUUUUGAGCUGCCCCGCGCCGGCUCCGCCGCAGCCCAGCCGGGGGCCCGGGGAGCUCGGCCGGCCCCGGGGCCGCAGGAGGAGCCCGGCACCGCAUGUCUGCCGGGGGGAGCUCGGAGGAGGGGCACUCACAGCUCCAGGGCUGGGAUGGCUCCUGGCUUUGGGUGCAGCUUGUGACAUUUUUGGGUUGUUCUUUUUCUUUCCCUGCAAGGUCAGCUCAGCGAUGGCGGAGGUGGCAGCUCCAUGGCUCUGCUGUGCCGGUGGCAGCGGUGAGACCCCGGCGGGACGCGGGGGAGGCGGCAGCAGCUCCCCCAGCCCGGGGCCCGCGGCUGCUCCCCGGCACUGAACCCCCUUUCCGGGCGCUCCCCGGUGUGAGUUGGCAGCAUCUCACCCCUCCCACAGCACUGACCGCCCCAGCACCGCUCGGGGACAGGAGCCAGUCCAGUUAUUGCUUUGGCUGUUUUUGUUCCUGUGGCUCCCUGGGGAGCACGAGGGGGUCCCGUGGCUGUCCCUGCCUGCCCCUUCCCUCUACAACCAAAGAGGCCGAGAUGCCACCAGUGCAGCUGUGUGUGUCCUCCUGCCCUGUCUCCCCCAGGGGCCCCAGCCGAGCUCUGGGGGUUCAGCUGGAGGUGGGAGGGCAGAGGGGUCCCGGCGGGGCCGCAGCCCCUGCACCCCGGGCUGUGCUGCAGGGAAAGCCGUGCUUUCCCAGCCAGGGUUGCAGUCCUGGUCCGACAGGGCUGGCGGGGGGUCAGGGCCCCCUGGUUGUCCUUGGGGUGGUGGCUGGGUGCCACCGAGGCUGCCAGAGCAGCUGUUCCUGGGCAGAGCAGCAAUUCCUCCCCGGACAGGACCUGUGGGAGCUGUGAACCCGCUGUCACCCCUGUCCCUCUGCGGGGCUGGGCUGCGCAGGCCUGGCUGUGGAUGGAGAUGGUCUGGGAGGGUCCAACCCUUCUCUGUGCAGCCCCAGGAGCUGCUUUAUUGCUGGGGAGAGGCUGGUCCAGCAGCACCAUCAUGUCCAGCUUGUCACUCGCUCCGUUCACUUGACUCCAUGAUUGUAAGACUCUGUGCUCCGUCCCUGACUCCGUAGCGCUGUAGGAGCCGCCUGCUUUUUGUCCUUUGUAGAACGAGCAAGUUGGGAGAACCCUCAAAGCAUCACCUCCUUACCCCUUCUGGGCUGCAGGACGGGGUAGCUGAGCUGGCCCGUCCUGUGCCACCCCUGUCCCCUCCGUGCAGCCCCUGAGGGACACCAGCACCCAGGGCUGGGAUGGCCUUGGUGUGCACCGAGCUCCAGUGAGCAGCCCCUUCCUACUCUGAGUGUCCUCAGCCCCGGCUGUGGUCCCCCCCCCGGGGGCUGUGGGGUGCCAGGACAGCCCUUUACAUCCACCACGUCACCCGCUGUCCCCUCCAGCAGCCCGAGCCACGUCCCCUGCCCCAACCCCGCGGUCAGACCCACGCCCGAGGGUCCGGCGAGCAGCCGGACAGCCUGACCCCCGGCUUUUCCUUUACUCCACACACAUCUUGGGUCUGAAAAGGGUUAAAACCGGCACUGAUUUAAAAAGAAAAAAAAAAAAAUCGUAUUUCUGCACUCCAAAAGAUUCUGCGUGUUAGCCAAGGUCGGUGCCAGCCUGUGUGGUGUUGGCAGCCCCGUGCCCCCCGCGCUGCGCCGGGGAGGGGAGGGAAGGUUUGAUCUCAGUGUAUCAUUCUAGCUUAGCUUCUGUCUGUGGGUGUCCAUAGUGUAUCGUGUGUUUAACAACUGGUUUACACUGUUGCCGUAAAAGUGAAUUUGGAAAUAAAGUCAUUACUACGAUAA